Colletotrichum fioriniae is the source of this 945-nucleotide messenger RNA. RefSeq lists its product as uncharacterized. The record is from RefSeq and is a predicted model, not a curated record. NCBI's taxonomy places the organism in Eukaryota, Fungi, Ascomycota, Sordariomycetes, Glomerellales, Glomerellaceae. Gene Ontology annotation, molecular function: zinc ion binding; oxidoreductase activity.
AUGAAGGCCCUUGUCUACGACGGUUCAAACUCAGUAUCAUUGAAGGAUAAACCUCUCCCCACCAUCUCAAAACCAACCGAUGUCAUCGUCAAAGUCACCAAGACAACCAUUUGCGGCACUGACCUCCACAUUCGUAAGGGCGACGUAGCGACUUGCCAACCAGGCACUACAUUGGGUCACGAAGGUGUAGGUAUCAUCCACUCAGCGGGGGCUUCGGUCACACGAUUUAAGGAAGGAGACCGAGUCCUCAUCUCAUGCAUCUCCAGCUGCGCCACGUGCGAGUACUGCCGCCGAGGCAUGUACAGUCACUGCACGUCCGGCGGGUGGAUCCUCGGAAACACCAUUGACGGCACUCAGGCCGAGUACGUCCGCAUUCCCCACGCCGAGUCCAGUCUCCACCCGAUCCCGGACGGCGCCGAUGACUCCUCACUAGUGAUGUUAAGCGAUAUCUUUCCGACAGGACUCGAAUGCGGUGUGCUGAACGGAAAGGUACAGCCGGGCGGUACUGUCGCUAUUGUCGGCUCAGGCCCGAUUGGUCUGGCGGCUAUUAUUACGGCCCAGAUGUACUCCCCGUCUCAAAUCAUUGCCAUCGAUAUGGACCCGAAGAGACUUGACGUCGCAAGGCAAUUUGGCGCAACCGAGACUAUUGACAGCUCCAAGGCAGAUGCUGUUGCCAAAGUUAAAGAGUUGACUGAGGGUAAAGGCGCUGACUCGGUCAUUGAAGCUGUGGGAAUACCGGCCACUUUUGAUCUCUGCCAAAGCUUGCUCGCACCCGGUGGUGUCCUAGCGAAUGUGGGAGUUCAUGGAACCAAGGUUGACCUUCACCUUCAAAAUCUUUGGGACAAGAAUAUUUACUUCAACCUUGGUGACAUGGAGAAGGCAUACGAUACCUUUGGAGAAGCGUCCAAACAUGGAGCUUUGAAGGUUGUGAUCGAUGUGGAUUGA